CUAACAUCUGGUAUUUAAUAGUGCAGAGCUGUUUUACAGCAAUUUUCUUUCUUGAAUUACAGCAAUUUCCUUGUACCAUAUAUCGGUACCAUUCUUUUGCGCGACGCUGAACAUUCGAACAUUUUUAAUUUGCUGUCUUCUGAUAACAUUCAUAUUGCGGUUUAGCGUUUGCAUGCUUGUAUUGUUGAAUCAUAUCGGUAUUUUGAAUAAUGUCGAAUUUUAACAAAAUGGGUUUGGGGAUCAUUGUCGCGGCGUUUACAGUGCUUUUUACUGUUCAGGCCCGACAGCUGAUCGUCAAACCACAGACCGGUCAGCAGAUGUCUGCGGAUGUCUUCCGUAUGGUUAACGGCUCCGUCGCCGAAGCCUGCUCCGAUUUCGACCAAACAGUCAACGCUUCCAAGCGCAUGGAAGCCAAAGGCUUUAUGUCCUUCAGCCCGGCGUCUAUGGUCAGCAAUGACGUGGAUAAGGAUCUAAUGCGGCGUCUAGGCGUGUCGGAACACAUCUGGGAAGGGAGCUUCGUCAGUGCACGGGCAGAGUCUGGGCUGGAUAACACGGCACGCUGGUUUCGCUAUGAUAAAGUUGGAACUGAACAAAUUUACCAAGCUGAAUGCCAGCCCGGUUUCGACGUUACCUUAAAGGUCACGAAAGUCAAGGCGCUUGCAGAUUGAUGGUGAUUGCAAGUUGUAAUCAAUGUCUGUAAUGCCGCUAAUGUACAGCACCUUUUUGCGUUCUUGUACGUUCAAUGCCGUAAUUUUGGCCUUUUGGGCGUGUUUUUGUUUACUGUAGCCUUUCUCCGAACUAUGAAUUUAUAUUGGCAUUUAGGGAAACUGACGCCGACCACUGUUUUUCAUAACGAUUAUGUGAUACACUUACGUAAUAGCGAAGAACAGCUGUCUGAUUUAUUUUUUAUCGACAAAAGAAAACUAGACUGAGAACUGAUAA
Molecule: messenger RNA, 942 nt
Organism: Paramacrobiotus metropolitanus
Lineage: Eukaryota; Metazoa; Tardigrada; Eutardigrada; Parachela; Macrobiotidae
Exons: 2
Coding region: 210-668 (152 amino acids)
Source: RefSeq, a predicted model, not a curated record